GCAAAAGGAUCAAACAUAUGUCAAAGGAUCCGCUCGGUGUCCUUGCGGCCACUGGAUGUAAAUAAAGGUUUGGAGAGGAAAAUCUUGCACCUCCGUAAUAGGGAGAACGAGAGAGAGAGAGAGAGUACUGGAUGCGAUAGUGCUCGCGGAUGUGCCAGCAACCAGCAAACAGGAUCGGUUUGGCACACUUGGCUAAAGGACACAAAUUCAUUCAAUUCAUUCAUGCACACGCCGUCCGUACGCGGUGUCCGUGUUCGCUGUCCCUGUAUCCACACCGCUGUACUGUAGGGCCAGAGUAGUGGCAAAAGGGGGGAAAGGGGGUGGUGGAAAACGGAAGAAGGGACUGGCUGGAAUUGUGGUGCGGAUUCCGCUUUGGCUUUGGCUCGUUUGCAUUUCGUUGUUCGGUGGCGGAUACUUUUCGGAAUAAACCGUGCGUGUUACUGCAGUAUGUGCUCCCCUCGGUACGGUGCUUUUCCGGAGUCUGCUAACGCUUCGGGCCUGCUGUGCGUCAGUGUGCGAGUGUGUGUGCGCGUAAGGGAUUGCUGUGUGCUGCUGUGAGUGUAUGCGUGCGCGCGCGCGCACGGUCCCGCGUAUGUGUGUUGGGCCCUCUGCAUGGGUGGCUCUUGUUACACUCUCUCGUUCAAGUCACUGUAGUCGUUUCCCUGGCCUGACAUCCACUAUUCUGACCGCGACUCUAUCCACCCCACCACCACAAAAGGGGUGCGCUCAAGUGUUGCUCCAAUGAUGCAGAUAGCAAGGGGCGAUUGAAGCGCGAAAGCACAGAUUUUGCGAUCCCUCCGAUCGGAACCACUCACCACGCGGCAGCCGAUGUAAGUGGAGUAAGUGCCCUGCCACGGGUGCAGAGUGUCCUGCCACUGCGGUUAAGGUAGUAGCAAAAGGGUGACACUUGAAAGAAGAGGCCUGUGUGUGAGUGUGGCCUGUGUGUGUGUGUGGGUGUGCGUGUAAGUGUAAGGGUGUGCAUGCGAAAGAGCGCUACCGCAGCGUGUGCCAUCAAUCAAACAUCUUGGCCACUGGAUACGAAGAAACCAUAGCAAACAGCAUAUCCAAUCAACGUUAUCAGCAGCAAGACGCUACCCCUUGCAGGAGCUCGGUGGCCCAACCCCGCACGCUAGCGGUGUCCUUGGGGCGGGUGAUAAGGACCUUCGAGGAAACCGCCGGAGUCACCAUCCAAGGACAGCGAAGAUGAACACCGUCCAGAGUACGGGCCAUGCGACCGUUCGGAACAAGAAGGACUCGCAGUUCGAGGAAUUAACUGUCUCUUCCUCGGAAAAAAGAAAUUGGAGAGGAAUUUUUAUUGCGCUUUUAGUGAUUGCUGCCGUAUUGGGGCUAAUUGUGUUUUCCAUUCUACUUCUAUCACCAGAGAUCGAAAGCUCGAAGCUGCACGGCCGUCGCAUAUCGCUGUACGAUAUUAAAUCGGGCCGAUAUGAAUGGAACACACAGAACGGUUCCUGGAUUAAUCGGUACGAGUAUGUGUUCAUCAACUCGGAAGGUGGCCUAACUGCGCUGCAAAUCACCCGUGACGGUGGUUUCCGGUUCGAGGUUCUCAUGAACAAUGCCACCUUCAGGCAGCUGAACGUUGACAGCUACGAUGUGUCACCGGAUCGGAACUUUGUGCUGCUGUACGCGUCGAAUGGUAACACGCAACGGUACAACCGCAGCUACUAUGUGUACGAUUUAUCCUCGUCGAACGUGUUCUCGCUGUCAGCGAAGGAAUUGGACACGACGGCACCACAGCUGCAGCACGUCCUGUGGGCGCCGGUGGCCUCGAACGGUUCCGGCAGUGUCGGUGGUGAGAAGACGGCCGGGCAACAAUCCUUCCAUUCGCCAUCGUCUGCAUCGUCAUCGUCCUCGUCAUCCGGUUCGUCCGCAUCCGCCACGGCCACUAGCUCCCAGGGCAUUGCGUACGUGCACCAGGGUGACAUUUACUACAAGCCGCGCGUGCAGUACGAUCUUAUCUGUCGCAUCACCACCAGCGGACGAGACGGACCGGUACUAAAUGGUGUGCCGGAUUGGCUCUACUCGAACGUGCUGGAGCUAAAGGGACCGUCAUUACUCUUCUCGCCCGACGGACAGUAUCUAUCCUUUCUCUCGUUUAAUCUAUCUAGCGUACAGGAGUAUCAAUAUCUCUGGUACGGUGAUGGACAGCAGUAUCCUAAGAUACAUAGCCUGCGCUACCCGAAGGUACAUUCGGCAAACCCGAACGUGACGGUGUACGUGGUACAUCUGGGCGUGCUAAAGUACAUCUUCCCGAAACCGGUCAACGUGCCGGCGUACAUCCGUGCCACGGACAGUUACGUCGGCGGUCUCAGCUGGCUAUCGUCGACCGAGCUGUCCGUAACGUAUGCCAGCCGCAAUCAGAGCGUAUCACACGUACUGCUCUGCCGAGCACCAUCCUUUACAUGUGUGGAGAUUUUCCAAGAGAAGGCUGUCGCCAACUCGUGGGUAUUAAUCGGUGAGACGCCAUUGUUUAUACGACGUCCGGCAUCACUGGAAAGUUUCGCUGCCGAUGCACCGCAGCCUGCACCAGCAACAACACCUGUGACACCAUCGACGACAACAACGUCACCACCACCGACGAACCCGCCCGUACCAAUGAUGCCGCGCCAUCUGUACAUGCUGAAGCGGUUAAAUGUGCGUGACGGUUCGCACGGUUACUAUCGCCAUCUGGUGCUGGUGCUGCUCGGUACGAAGCGCACCAUCACGCUGACCAUGGGACAGUUCGAGGUGACGGAAAUCGUCGGUUAUGAUGAGCGCCGUGGGCUCGUCUACUUUAUGGCGGCACCGUACCAUAAACCGGGCCAACGGCACCUUUACAAAAUACCGCUCGGGCUCGAACAGAUGGCAUCGAUGACGGGCGGUGGCGGUGGAACAGCUGGUUCUGGUGGUACUUCGUUCGAUGCGAACCCGGACACCGGCCGUCCCGGGCAUAAUGCGAGCGAUGUGCUACUGUUACGCCCGUUCGGUUCCGCCGUACCGUACUGCGUGACGUGCGGUCGUGGCCCAUCGGAUGGUAGCGAAGAUGACGGCGGUAACGAUACACCAUCGAAGCGACCGAACAACUGUCUGUUUAAUCGCGUCUCGUUUAACGACGAUUACACGUACUUCGUGCAGGAAUGUCUCGGACCGGAAUCACCAUCCACGUACCUGGUAGAGGCCGGUUCGGAGCGUAAGGUGCGCGUACUGAACGAUGGCAACGAACUGCGCGAACAGCUGGUCCAGCUUGCGAAGCCACAGAUAAUGACGUUCAGCGUACAGAUUAAGUAUGAUUUUAACGCGCAGGUUAAACUGUUCCUGCCGCCCGGUGUGAAGGAAGACGACGAUUUACAGCUGCCGCUCAUACUGCACAUUGAGGCCGGCCCGGAACGGCAGCUCGUGUCGGAGGAGUACAGCGUCGACUGGAACUGGUACCUCAGCAGCCACCAGUCGUACAUUAUCGCACAGAUCGAUGCCAGGGGGUCCGGAUUUCAGGGCGAAUCGCUCAAGACCCAAAUUCGUGGACGCGUCGGCAUCGAGGUCGAAGAUCAGUUGGCCGUGCUGAUGUAUUUGCGGGACAACUUGAAGCUGGUAGAUCCUAACCGUAUUUGUGUUUAUGGCAAGGGUUACGGUGGUUACAUUGCGAUGCAGAUGCUUGCUACUGAUGCGAACCAGGUGCUGAAGUGUGUGGCCGCCAUUUCACCUAUCGUUUCCUUCCGCUACUACAAUUCCUUCUUUACCGAACGGUAUGUGCUCCAGCAGGACGACACCGAGCGGUCACUGAUCGAGUCGGAUCUGUCGACCAAGGUCGCUAGCCUGGCGUCCAAAAACUUUCUGCUCAUCCACAGCACGGCCGAUUGUGUUGUGCACGAGCAGCAUGCCGCACUGCUCACCCGUUCGCUCGUCAACCGGGGUAUUAUCUUCCGACAUCAGAUGUACGUCGAUGAAGAUCACGAGUAUCGGAGCGUGUCCGAGCAUCUGUACCACACGAUCGAGACGUACAUAGAGGAGAACUUCGGCAACGAUAAUCAGGACUGGACGUCAGCAUUCUUCCUGUCUAAAACGUAGUUCUUCCAGCGGCAGGUAACCGAAACGAGAGCAAACGCAACAACAACAACAACAACAAACCAAAAAAAAACCCAAAACACGUUUGAUUAAUGAUAGAGUAAUGAUAAUUUAAAGAUAAAAGAAAAGAAACAACAAAUAAUUAAAGAAGAAGAAGAAGAAGAAAAUAUAAACGAAAGCAACAUUUUGCAUGUUAGAAACGGUUUGCUAAAAAAAGAGGUAAACAAAAGAUACAUAUAAUGUGGGUGUACGAACAAAACAAAGCAAAACUAAAUGGAAAACAAAACAUUAAACAAUAAACAAACGCGUGACAUACAUCCGCACACGCACGCACACACACAUGCGCGUAAAGGAAGGAAAAAGCGGACGAACGAGAGGUGGAUUUGAGUAAAUCGAAUUGAGAUUAAAUACCUAGAUAUUAGACAGGAGAACAAAUAGCAACAAUUUCACCGGAAAAUUGAUAAUGAAUAGUUGUGGAAUAUCAUACCUAAGUUAUUUUUCUUAUUUUCUUUAAAGAGAAAUUUAAACUUCCACCAGUGCAGGAUGGUUAAUACAUGGUGUUAAAUGUGUCGUUUAUGUUAGGCAAGCUGUGUGUAAUGUAUGUGAUGAAUGUUAGAUGUCCCGCAUACACAUUCACCGAUGUAAUUAAGUUCUGCUGCACCGGAAGAUAUUUCCCUGAUCCCAAUUAGUAUUAUAGAAGCAGAUAUCCCCCACCCCCCCGUGUGUAGGAGGGGCAGAAAGAUCAUUUAACAGGAUUUUAGAAUUGUUGGCAGCCUGAAUGUAUACAAUCAUUAAUUUUUGUGUCGCGCUACCAAUGUUCUUCAAAGUGGAAACACACUUUGGACACACAUUUUAAAAGCGAGCCCUUUAAAAGCUUCCGAUAAAAGCUGGCAAAUUGAAAAGAAAAGCUAUUGCAUACGUUCAGGGGGUCGCACAUGUAAAACACAACGCAGUGGUUAAUGCUUUAAGGCGAGAAGCAAAAAAAGGGACGAACGGAUUCUAAUAAAACUUUUAAUCAAGUAGCACUGUGUGUGUGUGCGCGCGCGUGUGGAUGUGAGUGUUUGUGAAUGUGUGUUGAUUGUGCGAUAGAUUUUAAAACAACAGUCAAGCAAAGGGAAGCUCAGCAAGUGAAGCGCAAGCAACAACAACAAAAA
This is a messenger RNA of Anopheles funestus (African malaria mosquito), 5213 nucleotides long. RefSeq names its product prolyl endopeptidase FAP. The transcript has 14 exons. The record is from RefSeq and is a predicted model, not a curated record. Gene Ontology annotation, molecular function: dipeptidyl-peptidase activity; serine-type peptidase activity. Bases 1204 to 4062 code for a protein of 952 amino acids. Gene Ontology annotation, biological process: proteolysis. NCBI's taxonomy places the organism in Eukaryota, Metazoa, Arthropoda, Insecta, Diptera, Culicidae.